GCCUUUGAAUCAUUUAUUAGAAUUAGAAUGUUUUACUUGUACACACACGUGUACAAGUACACGUGUGUGUACACGUUACACAUCAGAAGUGAAGCAGUGGUUGGGUACCUUGCUCUGGGGUAACCCCAGCCCUUGACCUGUCUCCGGAUUCGAACCAGUGACCUUGGGGUUACCCGUCUCUGCAAUAACUUCUUUCAUGUGCAUUUGUCACUAAUCGAUCGCGACUAAUUGCCAUUUUCUGGACAUUCUGCCACCAAACCCCUCUCCUGCAGAUCCACCAGGGAAGCACAGGAGACAACAAGACAACGAUUCCCAUGAUCCAACGCUUCUUUCCAAUAUUAUCAAAUCAACCAUUUUAUCAUUUCAUUUUGAUUGAAACAUUGAUUUGAAAAUAAAUGUCAGUAUAUGUUUACUGUGGUUUAGAUGGUGCUUAAAACUUUCAUUUGUUUACUUAUGUUAAAUACACACAUUAUAUUAACUCUCCAUGCAUCACUUUUGCAUGUUGGAUUUUGGUUUUGGCUUGCAAAGAUGUCCUCAACAUAUCUUAAGGUUAGAGGAGUGAGGUUGGAGGGCACCUCUGGUCAAGUCUUUAGUCUCCUUAAGGAUCAGGAUUGGUCUGUGCAACACUUAAUGCAGCUGCCAAGGCAUUGGUUCUGUUAAGACGCAAAGCAAGUUCACGCACCCCAACCCAAUCCCACUGCAAACUACCUGAAGCAGUGCAAGUUUAUUUGUCUAGCAGGUGAUUUUAUUUGUUAAAUUGACCCAGUGUAGGAUUCAAAUAAUGUCCUUAAGAUUAUUUUUAUGGUACACCAGCUUGAAUCACCUGUAUUGGCACUAUGGAUCUUCUGGUUUCGGCUCCAUAUCACAAAAUCACAAUCACAAAAUAUCAUAUAUCACAUGUACUUCAGAGUUCACAGGUAUCAUCGGCUAGUCAACAAAUCCACAAGUUACAAUUUUAGCAACGAUACUGCUUACCAACUGUAGGGGGACCCUGAGAGCAAAUCCUGCUUUGUGUUACAUUCAUUUAUUCAACAUGUAAUCAAUGUGAAUUCUGAAUCACAGUUGCAGCUGAAAGACCCUUUAAAUGGGUAGUUUAGACAAUAUUUAACAUACAUUUUGUACACUAAUUCCUUGAUUGUUUGGUUUAAAUUAUGUUAAAUUAGAGGAUUGUCUUAAUUAUUUGUUUCUCCAGUCUUCUACUCUAACUCAUAUCAGCAUCAGAAGUCCAUUGUAAUUGCUCAAUGGGCAUCUCAUUUGUUUUGAACUAUAUUCAUUUAUUUAACCUCUAUAAAUAAAAGAAACCAUUUUUGUUGUUGUUUUAUUUCCAAACCACAAAACAAUGUGAUGUAAUAAAAUCUUUGAAUCACAAGUGACUCAUUUUGUCUGCCAUCCCAGGAGCAGUGGUGCUCAUAAAGAAUUAGGUGCCCACUUGAAUUAAAGCAUUUCAUGAGCAAAAGUCACUACAGUGUGUAGCCGCUCAAACUAAAAGCCCAUCCCAGUGUUUGUUCUCCCUGACAUUGUCUGUAAUGAAAGGAUUAGCGAAAACUCUCAGUACACGCCAUUAUCUUUCAAACAAUAGAUUUUUUUGAAAGAAAGUUUUGUCGGGGCUUCAUUAGCAAUGGCCUCCCUCUGUGGUCUGAAUGCAGGACACAUUUGGAGCAAUUACUUGACCAGAAAACAACUGUCAGUCAUUCUUAAAGGGGAAGGAUUCCAAUUAAUAAACCUCUUCAACCCUUUGGUUUUACUGCCAUUUGCCCCCUGAUGAUUUGGUGUCUUGUGCGGCAGAGGAGAGUUUUUCCAGCAGAGGACAACAUUACAUUACACACACGUCCAAGAGUAGGUCCUUUGCUCACUUGUCUGCAGGGGAUUUCAGGGAUUUAAAUGGGAGUGCCUACAGUAGAUGUUGGUGUCAUUAGUCUACUUAUGGACUCGGGGGACACCAUGUGCGUUGCAUAGUCUAUAGUAGGAACCUGGAGGAAGAAAUGCAAUUUUGCUCUCCAGUUGUGAAGAAAAUACGUUGAACUUUAUGGAACUUUUUCCCUGAAUAAUAUAUCCUUCAUGCUUCAUAUACAUCUACUCUACUCAACGUAAACAGUUGCUUGGCCUCGUCGAGCAAGAGUUUUUUAAUAAGAAGAUCGGAUGCAUUUGUCAAUGGAUACCCUGGGAAUGGUGGACGAUAAUUGCCUCGACAACUAUGACAUUGCAAAAGGUGCCGGGUCAAGCACUGGAGGCCGGGUCCACAGUAUUGAUGUCAUACUCGGAUUCACUAAAGACCAGGACCCUUUACUGCAUUCGAUAGGAGUUGACGAUAGCCAAAAAGACAGUGAAGAAAACCCACAGCGUCCUGAGAAGCAUGUCCCACUGGAUCCAUAUGGACACCUUCCAGAACUGGGCGACAGCUCCCAACAUUCGUCCUACCAUGAAUCAGAACUUUUCUCAGGCGACAAGUGUGACGAAAAAAUGAGCGACCUGCAGGAGAACGUGGACGUCGAUGAUGGUUCUCCAGAGAGUAUGAAAGAGGAACAGUACAGUAAAAAGAAACACAGGAGAAAUCGCACCACUUUCACCACCUACCAGCUCCAUGAGCUGGAGCGGGCCUUCGAGAAGUCUCAUUACCCAGACGUCUACAGCCGAGAGGAGUUGGCAAUGAAGGUGAACUUGCCCGAGGUUCGAGUUCAGGUGUGGUUCCAGAACCGAAGAGCCAAGUGGAGACGUCAAGAAAAGAUGGACACUAGCACCAUGAAACUCCAUGAUUCCCCUGUGUUAUCUUUCAGUCGCCCCCCAAUGCCUCCCAACUCUGGUCCAGUGGCAAACCCGAUGCCCCUAGACCCCUGGUUGACCUCGCCCAUUUCUAGUGCCACGCCUAUGCAUACCAUCCCAGGGUUCAUGGGCUCACCACAGGGUUUGCAGCCUGCCUACCCAAGCCACAGCUUCCUCAAUACUCCAGCUGGCAUGGUCCAAGGUAUGCAGACCAUGGGCCCAACUCCUUACCAGUGUGCACCCAGCUACAGCGAUAAAUACCCAAUGGAGGACGACAGGAGUUCCAGCAUUGCAGCACUCAGGAUGAAGGCCAAAGAGCACCUUCAGUCAAUGGAUAAAACCUGGCAGCACAUGUGAGCUCAUCUGUGAGGAACGACGGACACAUGGUUGAGUUUCAUCACUCAAUGUUUACAGACUCGUGUUUGUAAAAGACACAUGGUACCAAAGGAGUUUGACAGUCUGCUGUUUUUCACUGAUGCAAAUGCUGCAUUCCAUUUACAUCGGAACUCAGAACUGGGAGAACCCCCCCCCACCCCCGUGUUCCAGUUAAGAAGCAAGAAAAUGUAUCUCGGGUUAGCCAUUUAUAGCAAUACCAGUCGAUAACGAUGCUCCACAUGGUUUUUAGCGCAUACACACAUUCAUUUAUUCACCGUCUAUCCUCCAAUCCCAGUUGACAUAGGGUGAAAGGCGGGCUACACCGUGGACAGGCUGCCAAUGUCCCAUUAAACUCUGCAUGUUUGUGGAUUACGGGAUGAAGCUGGAGAACCCGGAGAAACGUCACGCACACGGAGAGAACACGGAGAGAACAUGCAAACUCCAUGCAGAAAGGCCCUUUUUUUUGCUGCAAUGGCAACAGUGAUUAACCGGUGCACCACUGCACCACGCGUGUGCACAUAGCAACAUGUCUGUGGUAAAGCAGAAAACAGUGCGAUGUGUACGAAUAAUUUACUGCAAAACAAUUACGACAGAAGUGCUUUUAACACAAACAGUCGCAGUGUUUCUUUGGUGGCAGCCACCUUGGAAUCCCAUGUUGAGGUUGGUGUGGAUACUCCCAGUUUCCGAGUUGUAAAUUCCGAGUUCCCGACGGUUUGAGUGGGUUUUUUUUUUAAAUAAUUAAAACAAGCUUUCUGAUUUUUUUCAACUUCUUAAAGAAAUCAUUUAAACUGAAUCAUUUGAGCACAUCAUCUUUUCCAGGUUUGGUGAACAAAUCUGGAAAAGGUUUGUUCACAUUAGACAUUUUUACGGACCAAACAAGUAUUCGAUUCAUCGAGGAAAUAAUAGACGGAUUAAUCGAUGAUGAAAAUAAUUGUUAUUUGCAGCCCUGUUAGAAUUGCCUUUUGGAACAGAGUCCUGAGUGGGUAGGUUAUCGGAAGUCACGGAACAUAAUCUGGUUUGGAGGCUAAUUUAAACGGACAAGCAUACCUCUUAACACCUAAUUACUGCUCUUAAAGCGAUUAACCUCGGAUUUUCAGCCAUAGACAGAAUGCCCUCAGAGAACCCUGAAAACCCCUUUUCAAGACCUGAUUAUCUCCCCCAUAAACUUGCUCAUUAAAAUCACUUCUGAUUUACACAUUCAACACUGCAUUGCAGUGUUCUUCUUUAUUCUUCUUAAAUAUUUAUCCUUACUGGUGAAGGACAUUUCUCGUUGCGUUGUUGACACAAUAUUCUCUUAAGUCUGGUGAUUUUACAGUAGGAAAGUAAAUGGAUGCUGGCAGUCGCUCUUGCCUCGUGGAAAUAGCAGUUCAAUCUAGCUGUUGGACGACAAGGGAGAUGACAUAAGAUACUGGGUAUGUCUAUUUUUACCAUAUGCUUAUUUUGUGUGUGUGCAUUGAAAUGAUCGAAAUCAAAAAUACAUUUUAAAAGUUUUUUUUAUAUGGAAUCCGAAAAGCACCGUAUAUCCUCAAUUUAUCAACAUGUCAUCAAGUUAUAUUUCUAAAUCACUAUGAAGAUACACUGUGGACACCAGGGUUUUCUGUUUAUCCAACUUUUAGAAAGGGCUUCAUCCUAACUGUCGUGCUUUAUAGGUUUUGUUGUUUAUUUCAUUAUAAUCACUGUUGACAGUGGACUAUACUACUGAAAGGCCAAAGAAAUCAAAUGGAACAUGUCUUUUUACUGGAGGAAACAUUUGUACAUUUGUAUGGUUGUUUAUUUCUUUCACUGUAUACACAUUAUGUUUUUGUUCUUCAGUUUGUUUUGAAUGGUGACAUCUAUUUUCCAUUUGGAAAAUAUGAGCAAAAUAGAAUAAAGUUACAUUAGCUCUACUGUAGGAA
This is a messenger RNA of Solea senegalensis (Senegalese sole), 5030 nucleotides long. RefSeq names its product retinal homeobox gene 2 (gene rx2). Gene Ontology annotation, molecular function: RNA polymerase II cis-regulatory region sequence-specific DNA binding; DNA-binding transcription factor activity, RNA polymerase II-specific. The record is from RefSeq and is a predicted model, not a curated record. The transcript is spliced from 4 exons. Bases 2140 to 3117 code for a protein of 325 amino acids. Lineage: Eukaryota; Metazoa; Chordata; Actinopteri; Pleuronectiformes; Soleidae. Gene Ontology annotation, biological process: positive regulation of transcription by RNA polymerase II.